Iphiclides podalirius (scarce swallowtail) is the source of this 243-nucleotide messenger RNA. Lineage: Eukaryota; Metazoa; Arthropoda; Insecta; Lepidoptera; Papilionidae. The record is from the annotation of a GenBank genome assembly.
AUGGAUGGAUGGGAGCUAAGCGUGUACGUGUGCGUGCGAGAGCCGGCGACCCUCCCCCGCGCCGCCCCCGCCCGCUCGCCGACGUCGUCCGAGCGAGUGGCGCGCGUUUACACAAUCCGUUGGCUUGGCGCGGGCAAUGCUUGUGUCGCGUCGCGCCCUUCUUGUGACGACAAUCGACGCGAGAACACGUACAGUCACUGGUUUUUUUUUUCCGAUAAUUCCGAAUCAUACGGUCUUCACGCG